This is a messenger RNA of Molossus molossus (Pallas's mastiff bat), 1877 nucleotides long. It is a transcript of the gene MED9, whose product is annotated as mediator complex subunit 9. Gene Ontology annotation, biological process: regulation of transcription by RNA polymerase II. Gene Ontology annotation, cellular component: mediator complex. Bases 1 to 417 code for a protein of 138 amino acids. The transcript has 2 exons. The record is from RefSeq and is a predicted model, not a curated record. Gene Ontology annotation, molecular function: transcription coregulator activity. Lineage: Eukaryota; Metazoa; Chordata; Mammalia; Chiroptera; Molossidae.
AUGGCCUCCGCCGCGCUGGCCUCCGGGCGCCAAGCCGAGGAUGCGUUGCCGCCGCCCGCCGAGCCGCCGCUGCCCGACACGAAGCCUCAGCCGCCGCCGGUCGCCGCGCCCCAGCAGCCGUCGCCGAGGCCUCCGUCGCCGGCGGGCGUGAAGGAGGAGAGCUACUCCUUUCUGCCGCUGGUCCACAACAUCAUCAAAUGCAUGGACAAGGACAGCCCAGACAUCCACCAUGACCUGAGCGCCCUCAAGGCCAAGUUCCAGGAGAUGCGGAAGGUUGUCGGCGCCAUGCCUGGCCUCCACCUCAGCCCUGAGCAGCAGCAGCAACAGCUGCACAGCCUCCGGGAGCAGGUCAGGACCAAGAACGAACUUCUGCAGAAGUACAAGAGCCUCUGUAUGUUUGAGGUCCCCAAGGACUAGAUGGGCCCCUCGGGGGUUCCGAGAGCAAAAGAGCAGGCCAUCUACUGCCGCCCAGCCCCAGUGUGCUCUCUGUGAAAGUGUUUCUCCUGGACCCCAGCUCUGAGCUGACAGCUGGCUGGGCGCUGACUGGGGCUUCCUUGUAUGUCCGUACAUCUAGGUGCUGGAUAGCUGGAGAGCCUGCUGGUGGAAAGAAGGGUGUUUCUGGAGGCUGCAGAGGGCUGUAGGGCUCUGACCGGCCCCGGGGAGGGGCCAUCUGCUGGGGGUGUGGACUCCAUCUCUGCCUCGGUCUGUGUGCACCAGAUAUGGACUGCCGGUGCUGCGGGCCUUCCUGGAGCUCGUCGGACGCCGGAGGCUGUGCACCUGGCACACGGUGCCGAGGCUGUUGAGAGCACCGUUGGAAGACUCCAGGGUGGGGUUCUGUCCUGAGACAGUUUGUUUUCUUUGUAUUUGAGCCAGUGAAUGUAAGUAACUGUGUCCCUGGGGGUGGCACAAAGUCCCCCAGAGCCUUGUCCAGGUUCUCUGCCACCUGUGUGCUCUUGUUACUUGUAGCUGUUGUUCCCUUUGUCACUGUCACCCUCAGGCAUCUCGGCCAGCCAGUCAGGGCCCAGGGACGGCCGAAGCACGUCCAGCCCCACGAGGGUGAGGGGCGUGUUUGCACAGCACAGGCAGGCUUCCAGGCAGGCCCCGCAGCCCAGCACGCCAGGCCCCCAUCUUGUUUGGGAGAGUACUUCCCCUCUGGCCUUCUCACUGAAGAGCUGGCCGCAGCGCUGCUGCACUGCCACAGGCUCAGGGUGGGCCUUUGCUCAGAGCACGGCCACGCCAGGGGACUGACCAUCUCUCAGCUGGGCGUCCCUCAGCCGGGCGUGAAUCCGCUCUGAAGGGCGGUGGGGCGAGCUAAACCCAGAAGUUAUGCAGCCCAGUCUGGUUCGUAAAUGUUUGCAAACACCCCUAGUUUGCUACAGGUGGGAGGUGUUAUUUGCAUAUUCUUCUCUUGCCUGUAAGGAUGAGGUGAGAAUAGUAACCGAAUGUUGUUUAAAUCUAGAAAUGAGGGCGCACCCUGUGCUGACCGCUCAGGGGCUUAGCAGCUGCCUGCUGACCGACCUGUCGGCAGGUGUCUGGUUGAAGAUGUGUUGGCAGGGCUCGGGUUCACAUGGGCUGCAGACCACCCUCGGUGGCAGGCACAUGGGGGACUCAGUUGGGGGGGUCAGGUUUCCAUGCCGUUGGACAGAAGGGCAGGCUCUGAAUUUAAAUGGGUUUCACCUUUAGACUUCCUCCUUGGGGCUGUUAUUUAACUGAAUCAGUUAAUUUCUUGAAAUUUCAGGGUAGUGUGUGGGCCGGUUUUAAGGCCCUGACCAAGUACCAUGAAACAGAAAUAUGGACCGCCGUGUCUCUGCACGGCAGAAAUGUCACUGUUAUGGCUGAUGUUUUUCAAGAGUUUAAUUAAAAGGACUUUGCUCUGC